AUGUCUUCUUCUACUAUACAGUAUACCCAAACAAGACAAAUUGAUGGAUGUCUUACACCAGUGGGUGAGAAUCCAUACUUAAAGCAUUCAAGCAUCCCGAUGUUGGAACCUUUUGCACGUGAAAGCAAUAGCAGAGCUUCGAAACCAGUGGAUGCUAUUCCAUCUCCUCCUUUAUCGCCACAUACCAGAGUCAGUAAUGAAGAUACAAAUCAGUUUAUGAACCUACUUUUCCCAAAGGCCAGUCGGCCCCAAUUGAAAAGCAAUCUUCUUACGCAGGAUGCAGAGCGUAGAAAAGGAAUUGGAUCUGUUCCAUCACCCGAGCCCACCUCAUAUCUUGCUGAUGUUAGAUCUGGAAAACCUCGUGCAUCUUUUCCACUUAAAGACAUGGCACAUUCUUCAUUAUACAUCAAUCCAUUUCACGAUAUUGGUAAACCUGGCUUCAAAAGAAGACAGCUAUCGUUUCUUUCACAUUACCAUCUUUCUCCAGCACUUCCUCAGAUUCCAGAAGUUCCAACGGAGUCUUCUUCGCCUAAAAAAUAUACCUCUUCAUCUAAACACUAUACAUCAUCUGGUAUAAGAGCAAGUUACAAUACUGUCCCAAAAUCGAGGUCUGAGAAACGCCAUUUAUCUCCGAACUUCGAAACACGCAAGUCCAAAAGACAUUUGAGGCAUGUUCGUUCUUUUGAACAAGAAUCUGGAUUCGAUACAUCCAAUUCUGAUUCUUCGGCACCUGUCAGUCCCCCUCCGAAGAAGAAAAGAAGAAGAAGAAGACCAACAACAAGAAAGGCCAAUUCUGCAACCACCCGCUAUGACUAUGAUUAUACCAAGCUUCCUAAUUUCUGUCCUUCUAUUGAUGUGCUACCUGAUAAUGCACGCUGCAUGAAAACAGAAUGGAAAGGGCAAUCGAUGGACUUGGAUGAUGAUCCACUGAUCAAAGAACUUCAUCCAGCGGAAAUUGUGUUGGCCUCGACUCUUCGUCUUCCCUGCAAGGUUUAUCUUGACUCAAAAAGACGUAUCUUUUCGGAAAAGGUUCACAGAAUGAAACAGCAUCUUCCCUUCAGACGGACUGACGCUCAAAAAGCGUGUAAGAUUGAUGUUAACAAAGCCAGUAGGCUUUAUGUGGCUUUUGAAAAGGUUGGAUGGCUCAGAGAGUCUAAUUUCAAGAAGUAUAUGUGA
Molecule: messenger RNA, 1176 nt
Organism: Brettanomyces bruxellensis
Lineage: Eukaryota; Fungi; Ascomycota; Pichiomycetes; Pichiales; Pichiaceae
Exons: 1
Coding region: 1-1176 (391 amino acids)
Biological process (GO): chromatin remodeling; regulation of transcription by RNA polymerase II
Cellular component (GO): SAGA-type complex; nucleus
Molecular function (GO): protein binding; transcription coactivator activity; chromatin binding
Source: RefSeq, a predicted model, not a curated record